AUGCGGAAGCGGGAGCGCGAGAACCCAUGUUACAUCUGCGGGCACUACCAUAAAUACGAGGAGGGGGAGCCGUGCGGGGUAUGCGGGCACCGAUUAAUCCCCGCGGACGAGCGCAGCAGCGGGGCCGUGGCGCAAGCGCACAGCGCGUUCUCGUCGGAGAUCAUCCCGGGGUUCCUGUUCUGCGGGAGCUACGACAACGCGUCGCGAUCGGAGCUUCUUAAAGCGCAAGGCAUCACUCGGAUUCUAAACACGGUACCCACAUGUCAGAACCUCUAUAAGAACUCCUUCGUUUAUCACACAGUCCAAGACAGCAAGGUCAUUCCCUUUGAGGAAUGCAACCAAUUUAUUGAGCAAUGUGAGCGGGAGCAGGCGAAGGUGCUGGUGCACUGCAUGUCAGGCCAAAGCAGCCCUGCCAAUGGAGCACGUGAGGGAACGAAUGCCAAGCUGCUUGUGCACCGCGUUUUCACUUCAUGCUCGCUUGAUGCGGGCCAAGGCAGUCAAGACGAUGCAUGCUGUGAAGAACGCACCCUGCCUGCCAAUCCGUUCCCAAAUCUCCCCCUUCCCCCUCGUCUCCCCCCCGUUCCCUUCCCUCCUCCCCCCUCCAAAUCUCCACGCUCCCCCUCCAUCUCCUCCCCCUCCAUCUCCUCCCCCCACUUAUCCUCCCACCCGCAUCCAGUAGUGGUCGCCAGCAGUGGUGGUGGGUACCUGAUGCGGGCCAAGGGGUCGCCAGCAGUGGUGGUGGGGUACCUGAUGCGCGCCAAGGGGGUCAAGAUGUGCUGCGAGAAUGCACACCAGCAGGCCGUGCUGCAGCUUGCGAUCUGUCUGUUGGCUCAGCUCAGCAUGCAUGAUGCCUUAUGCCCCUGUCCCUCCUGCUAUUGCCCAACCCCUUCCCACUCGUACCCUCCCGCACACCACCAUCUACUCCCUCUCCCCCUCUCCCUUCCACCGCCCCCUUCCCUCCCUCGUCUCGCUCUGCCAGCCAUGCUCAGCCAGCUGCAAGCCUUUGAAGCCCGCCUCUUUGGAGGCGAUGCCGCUCUGAAUUCUUCCGACCAGCAGCAACAGCAACAGCUGCAACAACAGCAGCAGCAGCAGAUUCAGCAGGCAGGGGCACCGUCAGGCCACAUCACUCCUCUCUCUGCUCCCGGCCAGUUCCCCGCCAACACCACCGCUUCCCCCUCCUCCUUCCCACCACUCCCCAGCUUCCCAUUCCCCAUGCCGCCCUUUCCCCUAGGCCCUGACGCCAAUCCUGCUGAUGGUGCUGCUGCUCCCCCGUUUGCAGGCAUGCCCCCUCUAGCCCCUGUCCCCUUCCCGCCUAUCCCUGGCAUGCCAGCUGGCGGCAUGCCAUUCGCCUUCCCUGGUAUGGGGGCUGGCGCAGGGGGGAAUCCUCCAGAGGGUUUCGUGUUUGGGGCAGCGGGGGAGGCAAACAGAGGGGGUGCAGGGCAGGGGGGGAACGGGGGGCACCCCAUGGCUGGUGUCAAGAUCACCUCGCAAGCACCUCGAAUUAUGCAUUUCGCCUUCUCCCUUCGUCGGCCUCUCAUCGUAACCGUCUUCCUCGCCGCUCUUCUUCACGCAACUGCCACGGCUGUGCCCACGGCUGCGGCCUCUACGGAGCCUGCAAUGUCGAGAAACCUUCCAGCCGACACGGUCCCGCCGGUUGCCUCCAACAGGCGGCUCCUCUCGGUCUCGGCGCAGCUCGAGUCGUCCCAGCCAGGCCCCGUUACAGUCACAUCUUCCGUCGGAUCUUCGUCGCCGCAUGCGACGGCUCGCAUGCUCUAUGCGAGGUUUCCCGAAAUUCGGAACGACGAUCGCGACCACGCGCAUUACCUCGAUCCGCAGAACCGCGCGCGCGCGGAAGUCGGCUCCCCCGCGCUCGUAUGGGACGGGGAGCUCCAGGCACAGGCGGAACGACUGGCGGAGUACCUUGCGCAAAAGGAGGGAUGCGCGGUGCGGCGCAUGAAGGAAGUCAGCGGCGGGGUCAAUCUGCGCUGGGCGGCGGAAAGCUUGGGGGUGCCCGCGGAAGCGGAAUCGGCGGUGGCGGAGUGGGUGCGCGAAAAGGCGCACUAUCGCAUGGAAGCGUUCCCGGCGGGUUGCGCGGAAGGCAGAGAUUGCACGCACUACACGCAGGUGGUGUGGAAGAAGACGGAGCGCGUCGGGUGCGGAACGGCGAUGUGCAACCAAGGAGGAGCCGUUUGGGCGUGCCGUUACUUCCCGCCCGGUAAUAUCGAGGGGGACCGCCCGUACUAG
This is a messenger RNA of Closterium sp. Naga37s-1, 2244 nucleotides long. The record is from the annotation of a GenBank genome assembly. NCBI's taxonomy places the organism in Eukaryota, Viridiplantae, Streptophyta, Zygnematophyceae, Desmidiales, Closteriaceae.